Theobroma cacao (cacao) is the source of this 1105-nucleotide messenger RNA. Its product is annotated as peroxidase 5-like. Gene Ontology annotation, molecular function: peroxidase activity; heme binding. Lineage: Eukaryota; Viridiplantae; Streptophyta; Magnoliopsida; Malvales; Malvaceae. Gene Ontology annotation, biological process: response to oxidative stress; hydrogen peroxide catabolic process. The record is from RefSeq and is a predicted model, not a curated record.
CAAGCAAGCAUAGCUAGUUUCAGGUUUUUACGUGAGCUUUUAGCCCAUCGGCUCAAAUGGCAAGCUUGUUCACUUAUCUGUUGUUUCUUCUGGCCAUCUUCUUCAUCUCACCAGCUGUAUCAUUGCCUUUGAAAAUAGGGUUUUAUCAAAAAACAUGCCCAUCAGCUGAGGCUAUCGUGAUGAGUACAGUGAAGGCAGCAUUGGCUAGUGAUCCUGGAAUACCAGCGGCUCUCAUCAGACUCCAUUUCCAUGAUUGUUUCGUGAGGGGUUGUGAUGCUUCUAUACUUCUCGAUUCCACACCCAGCAAUCGAGCAGAGAAAGACAGCAUGGGGAACAAGGGUGUGCAGGGCUUCCAGGUCAUCGACGAAGCAAAGGCUAAGAUAGAAGCUCAAUGCCCGAACACUGUUUCAUGUUCGGAUAUCCUUGCCUUUGCAGCUCGUGACAGUGUCACCCUUGCCGGUGGCCUUCACUACGGUGUUCCUUCGGGGCGUGGCGAUGGGAGGGUUUCUUCCGAAGCAGAAGUGACUCAGAACCUCCCCGAUGCAUUCUUUAAUGUGACACAGUUGAAACAAAAUUUCGCACGGAAAGGUUUGUCAAUGGAGGAAAUGGUAACACUCUCGGGUGCUCACUCAAUCGGGGAUUCACACUGUUCUUCAUUCUCGAAACGUUUAUACUCUUUUGAUAAGACUUCUACACAAGAUCCAUCCAUGGAUCCGUCUUACGCCAGGCUCUUGAAGGCUAAAUGCCCUCGGCCGUUGAACACUCGGACUGGUCCUGAUCCAUUGGUGCCUUUUGAUCCUGUAACUCCCAACCGGCUUGAUAACAACUAUUACAAGAACUUGAAGAGCAGCAAGGGACUGCUGGCUUCAGAUCAAGUGCUUUGGAAUAGUAUGUUGACAAGGAAGUUCGUGAAAGAGAAUGUGAACCACCCAAGUGCUUGGGCUGCAAAGUUUGCCGCUGCAAUGGUGCACAUGGGUUCCAUUGAUGUGCUCACUGGUAAACAAGGAGAAAUCAGGAGGAACUGUAGGGUUGUGAAUUGAAGAUCUGCUGGAGAGUGCUGAAAUUUAUAGUUUCAUGUGUUUGCUUUGAUAUUUCACAACAGAGU